UGUUGAAGGGGGUUGAAAGUCUUGGACGCGUGGAGGAAGGGACUUUAUUCCCCGUAUAGGAAAGUGCGCAGAGAGGUGGUGGUAACUCUCCGUCGUUUCUGAUUUUCCCCUAUGGAGAGAGACCGUGUUUAAAGAGAAAGAGAGAAGGAAGGAAAGGGACAGGAAGAGAGGGUUAAAGAGAGAGAGAGAGAGAGAGAGAGAGAGAAGUAAAGAGAGUAUAGACUCACACCUGGACCAGGAGGAACGGAACGGAACGGCACGGCACGCGCGGGUAACGCCGUCGUUAAGCUCGAGAACAGUGGUGGUAGAAUAUACCAGGUGGUAGUGGUGGUGGUGGUAGUGGUGGUGGUUGUGUCGCUGGUCGUCCCGCCGGAGGAAAGGGGCGGAGCGGAAGGGCCCAGACGGGGUACCGGUGGGCACCGCUGUCUCGAAAGUGAAAGAGAGAAAGAGAGAGAGAGAGAGAGAUAGAUAGAUAGAGAGAGAGAGAGAGAGAGAGAGAGAGAGAGAAAGAGAGAUAGAGAGAGUUUGCGACCGAGCCACCUCGCUCUCUCUUUCUUUCCUCGUCGCUCUCUUCGUCGUUCUUUCGUUUAGGAGGUUCCGUAGAACGUAGCCGUUGCCGCUACUACUAGAGAGCGUACCGUAUUCACACACUCUCUCUCUCGGCCGGCUAAGCGUCCGCGCGUUCUCAAUCGCUCCGCGUAUGUCAUGGGCGCACGGUGGACGCCGCCGCCGUUGUGGUACCACCGGAUCUCUAUGCCGAUCCGUCGUGGCGGAGCGUCGACAGAAGCAUCACCGGGAACAUCGACAGCGCCGUCCUCGUUGUAUAUCAGAAUCAAUCUUGUCGUAAACGGUGGCGCGACGUUCGAGCUUCGUUCGAGAUUCACGAAGGUGUUAGAGCUGAGAGCGGGAGCCUUGAAAGGUUUCCAAGGUGCCAGUUGCCAAGGUGCUGAUCAGUGACGACGAGAAGAUCGGUGACGAGGCACGUUUCGAGUUUAACGAAAUAGUAAAAGACUUUUUGAAUCAGUGCGUGCGUAUUUGUUUCGUUGGUUGCUCGCUAGCUCGCUUGUUUGCUUGCUUGCUUGAGCGGACAAGUAACUGUGAAAGACAAGGGAGAAGGAGAAGGAAAAGGAUUAGGGGGGAAAAGUGUGAAAGAAGAAGGGUGCGCGGUUAAUUUGAAAAAUCCCGGUUACGUAGUGUGCACGCGGUGUGUGUCCAGUCACGACAGCGAGCGAGUGCGCGCCUACCCGAACUAGAUGUGCGUAAAUGGAAGGUAUAGGGGACAUAGCCGAUCAUCAAUCGCAUAGCGAGCAAUUACUGGACUCGGUCGAUUCCCCGGCGGCGGUCUCUACGCAUGGCCGCAGCGGCAGUGGGGGUGGCUCGAAUGGAAAUUGUGGGGGUGGCGGAGGAAGAGGAGGAGGAGAAGGUGGUAGGGGAAGCGUGCUUGGUGGGGGUAGACACCACCACCAUCAUCAUCACCAGCACCAUCAUCACCAUCACCACCAUCAGCAGCAGCAGCAGCAGCAGCAGCAGCAGCAGCAGCAGCAGCAACAGCAACAGCAGCAGCAACAACAGCAACAGCAGCAGCAGCAUCAUCACCAUCAUCACCACCACCAUCAGCAACACCACGAGGUUAACGAAAUUGGAGGUGGUAGAAGCGGCGGUAGCAACGGUGGGGGUGGUAGUAUCGAGGGUAUGUCAUCGUCGGCCUCUCAAAGUCCCGACAUCGCGUGCGCGAGCAUACCGCUCGAAUUGCUCGCUGCUGGCGCGCUCGGCGUUAAAGAGGAACGAGAUCUCGUUGCCGCGGAAGAUCUUUCGUCGUCUCAGGAAGGGCCGACGAUCGGUAGCGGAGGAGGCGGUGGUAACGGAAACGGUGCCGGUGUUGGUGGUGCUGGUGGUGCUGGUGGUGGUGGUGGUGGCGGCGGUAGUGGUGGUAGUAGUAGUGGUGGCGGUGGUAGUGGUAGUGGUGGUGGUGGUAGUGUCGUUGGUGGUGGUGGUAGUGGAGGUGGUGGUGGAGGCGGUAGUGGUAGUACCGGCGGCGGCUGCGGCGGUAGCAGCAGCAGCAGCAGCACCAGCAGCACCAGCAGUACCAGCAGCGGUGGAGGUGCCAUCGGUGGUGGCGGUGACGGUGGCGGCGGCGUCGGCGGUGGCGGUGGUGGCGGCGGCGCCGUCGGCGGCGGUGGUGGUGGUGCCGGUGGUGGUGGUAGACAGAGCAGCGCGAGGGAGUCCCUGUCGGUGAUCGUGCCACCUCAGGACGUGGACGUGGACUCGCGCGACGACGCCGACGACUCGGAGCUCCUCAGUCCGGGCAAGCUAACGCCGACGUCGGGGAUAAGCGUCUCGGUCGCGAGCAUGAUCGACGCGACGGACUUCAGGGCGAUGCAACCGGAGCCGACUUAUCAAACGUUGACGUCGGUUACCGAAAGAAUGUCGCCGCCUGGCUUCAGCCCGGGCUCCUCGUACGCGACGUUGACGCCGUUGCAGCCGUUACCGCCGAUCUCGACGAUGAGCGACAAGUUUGUGUACGGUCAUACGACCGGCGGGGUAACCGGUAGCUUCGCCGUGAUGCAGAACAACGGCCUCGGUAACAUCGGCCUCGGUAUGGGCGGCUCGCCGUACGCGUACGAUAAACUACCCUCGAUGGGAAUGUCGCCACCGCACAAUUAUCCCUCGCCCGGUGCGGGCCUACAGCCGAGUCCUCUCUCGCCCCAGAGCGCUUACAGUCAAAGCGCCCUGAAUUCGCCGCACAAGUCCGCGAGUCCGCACUAUGAUCCGGCUUUCCUACCGAGGCUACAACAGAGUCCCGCCGCACUUAGCCCGUCUUCGCCGCCGGCCGUCUCGGCGACCGCCACUUUCGCGCCCUCGCAUCAUUCCCCGCCCGCGCACUCAGUGCCGGCGGCCUCGCCCCCGCCCAUACAAACCCAGCUUCAACAGCAACAACAGCAGCAACAGCAGCAACAACAACAGCAACAACAGCAACAGCAACAACAGCAACAGCAACAACAGCAGCAGCAGCAACAACAGCAACAGCAGCAAUCGUUGGCGGCGCAACAGACUAUAUCGCACACUCAGCACGUGCAACACACGUCGGUCGUCAUGAAGACGGUCUCCUCGGCCGGCCACGGUGCUGGCGAGGUCGAGGAGAUCAACACGAAAGAAUUGGCACAGAGGAUCAGCGCCGAGCUCAAGAGGUACAGCAUACCCCAGGCGAUAUUCGCCCAGAGGGUACUCUGCCGUAGUCAGGGAACGCUCAGUGAUCUCCUACGUAAUCCAAAGCCCUGGUCGAAGCUCAAGAGCGGCCGGGAAACGUUUCGACGUAUGUGGAAGUGGCUGCAGGAGCCGGAGUUUCAAAGAAUGUCGGCCUUGCGUCUAGCAGCUCUGAGCAACUGCUCUGAAAGCGGGGGCGAACCGGAAGCCAUGCUGGAUAUCCACCACCAAGGAAGCGGCAUCGACACUCACCAUCAACAGUUUCACAACUCCUAUGCUGCACAGAUUCCACAACGCGGAACAUGCAAGAGGAAAGACGAGAUGUCGAAUCAGGCAGAACACCAACAGCCCGCCCCCAAGAAACCGCGGCUGGUUUUCACAGACCUUCAGCGCCGUACUCUACAGGCUAUUUUUAAAGAGACCAAGAGGCCGUCGAAGGAGAUGCAGGUGACAAUCGCGCGACAGUUGGGCCUUGAACCGACGACGGUCGGUAAUUUCUUCAUGAACGCUCGACGGCGCUCCAUGGACAAGUGGAAGGACGAGGAUCCGAAGACCGUGGCGGUCGAGGAGGGACAGCUAUCGCCAACAAUAGGUAUCGGGCAGCGACAGCCAAGCGACGUUUUGUGACACACGUCCGACCACGAGGAGUACCACGACGAGUCACCAGAGGAGGAUCUACCCUUCUCGUAAGGGUCUCCUUCUCCAACUUCCAUCUCUUCCCACCAGAAGGACAAGCAGCCCUUUUCUCGAGCUAUUCCCAAAGAACGAUCCAUUCGUUCGCUCUUUCUUUCUUUCUUUCUUUCUUUCUUUCUUUCUUUCUCAUUUUUUUUUCUUCUUCUUCUUUUUAUUUUUCCUAUCCUUCCUCUUUUCUAAUACGAAUGAGAAGCCUCGAUAAAUCGAUCGUAAAAAAAAAAAGAGAGAAAUCAAUUAUGCCGAAUUAAGCAUAGAAUUAUUAUUCUAAUGUCGUGCAAUAAACUAUGUCGAUUUAUUUCGACAAGAGAGAGAGAGAGAGAAAGAGAGAGAGAGAUAUCUCGUUCUUUCU
Messenger RNA from Vespa mandarinia (Asian giant hornet), 4246 nucleotides. RefSeq lists its product as uncharacterized. NCBI's taxonomy places the organism in Eukaryota, Metazoa, Arthropoda, Insecta, Hymenoptera, Vespidae. Gene Ontology annotation, molecular function: DNA-binding transcription factor activity, RNA polymerase II-specific; RNA polymerase II cis-regulatory region sequence-specific DNA binding. The record is from RefSeq and is a predicted model, not a curated record. Gene Ontology annotation, cellular component: nucleus. Gene Ontology annotation, biological process: regulation of transcription by RNA polymerase II.